UGCAUUUGAAUUUUUGUCACGCAGUGGUGCUUUGCGACCCCUAGAAAGGCAAACACGCAAUUGGACUUUUGGUAACUCGCUUUUCGGUAUUUUGUCUACAUUCAACGGGUCUGCUGUGCACCAGAAGUGGUUUCCUGUGAUUUUCUCAUCUAAUGCAGCUUUUCGUGAACAACCCUUUUGGCACCACCUUCACCGUCGAGUUGUCCCCGCAGGACACAGUCGAUUCUCUCAAGAGCAGGGUUCUGGGGACCAUCAGCUCGUCGGAUUUCAAUACUGCAGAUCUGCGGUUGACCUUUGCUGGCCACAAUUUGGCUGAUCGUGCAACGCUUGCGAGCGCAAAUGUCUCCAGCGGGUGCACGCUGAGUUUUGACUUUCGCCUGAGGGGCGGAAUGCUUCCACAGCCAUGUCCGUUGUACACCCCUCAGGAAUUGGACGACAGAGCUACUCCUCAUCACAUGGAAAAGGGUGUAAUCAAUAUGACGCCUCCAGGCCAGAUCAUGAUCUCAAUCCGAAUGAUACCUGACCAAAAAUUGGAUAUCCUCGCGCUACCUGACAGCUCUGUUUUGUCCCUCAAACAUCAAAUCUCAGAGAGUAUUAAAGUGGAUGCUGAACAUCAGCGUCUGCUGUUUGCUGGGAAAGUGCUCCAAGACGACAAAACCCUCGAGAAUUAUGGUGUUGUAAACGAGAACGUAAUCCAGCUGGCUAUCCCGCCCACCCUUAAGGUUGCUGCAAAGACGAAACCUCAAAGGCUAAGACGAGGACAUGAACCGGAAGUGCAGAUAUUUGUCAAGAAUCUAAAUGGAAAGACGAUGACCCUGAUGAUCUCGCCGACGGACACAGUAGAAAAUCUGAUGAAGAAGGUCCAAGAGAGAACGAAUAUUCCACCUUCUGAACAGCGCAUCCUAUUCGGUGGGAAGCAACUCGAGCCCAGUAGGAUUUUAGCGGACUACAAUAUCUCGAAGGAGAGUACGUUGCAUCUUGUACUUCGUUUGCGAGGAGGAUUAUGAGGUGAAAGAUUGACGAGCAGCAUUACGUCUUGGUUUCCAUUUGAUCCCCGAAGUAUGAUACGCCACAUAGAUGCCAAUGUUUAGUGUAUGAUUAUGGCCAUGCAGACACUCAGGUAUUUAAUGCACAUGUAACAAGGCA
Suillus subalutaceus is the source of this 1146-nucleotide messenger RNA. Its product is annotated as ubiquitin-related domain-containing protein. Lineage: Eukaryota; Fungi; Basidiomycota; Agaricomycetes; Boletales; Suillaceae. Gene Ontology annotation, cellular component: cytoplasm; nucleus. The transcript has 5 exons. Gene Ontology annotation, molecular function: protein tag activity; ubiquitin protein ligase binding. The record is from RefSeq and is a predicted model, not a curated record. Gene Ontology annotation, biological process: protein ubiquitination; modification-dependent protein catabolic process. Bases 153 to 1007 code for a protein of 284 amino acids.